This is a messenger RNA of Lathyrus sativus (Indian pea), 837 nucleotides long. The record is from the annotation of a GenBank genome assembly. Lineage: Eukaryota; Viridiplantae; Streptophyta; Magnoliopsida; Fabales; Fabaceae.
AUGAAAGGAGAAUACGUAGAUCAACAUUCAAAGCUUCACCAAUCACAUUCACAGUCGCAAAACAAUCCAUUUCUUCCUUUCCAGCUUUCUCAUCAUGAAUGUCAAACAGUCGGUGAAGACGAUAACCGUUCCGGCGGUGGCGCAGCCGCUCAGAAACCGAACUCUUCUGGCGACGGAGCUACCAUUGAGGUUGUUAGACGGCCUAGAGGACGUCCGCCUGGAUCUAAAAACAGGCCUAAACCGCCUGUUAUUAUAACACGCGAUCCUGAACCUGCUAUGAGUCCUUUUAUUCUGGAAGUUUCUGCAGGAAACGACGUCGUUCAAGCGGUUGCUGAGUUUAGUCAUAGUAAGAAUAUCGGCUUAUGCGUUUUAACUGGUUCAGGAGCUGUUGCUAAUGUUACUCUUCGUCAACCGUCAACUACGCCGGGAACCACCGUUACUUUUCACGGCCGUUUUGAUAUUCUAUCCUUAACCGCUACUUUUCUUCCUCAAUCAUCUGGUGGUUCUCCACCGGUUCCUAACGGCUUCUCCAUCUCGCUCGCCGGUCCGCAGGGUCAGAUCGUCGGAGGAAUUGUUGCUGGAAACUUGAUAGCUGCGGGAACAGUGUUUGUUAUUGCUGCUUCGUUUAAUAAUCCAUCUUAUCAUAGGUUGCCACCGGAAGAAGGCGGAAACUCGGUGUCAGGCGGUGAUGGAAUUUCUCCACCUGUUUCUGUUUCCGGUGCGGUGGAUAGCGGUCAAGGUCAUGGCGGCGAGUCGUGCGGGAUGUCUAUGUACAGCUGUCACUUGCCACCGUCAGAUGUGAUUUGGACUCCAUCGGCAAGACCACCACCUUACUGA